Molecule: messenger RNA, 1488 nt
Organism: Pseudomyrmex gracilis
Lineage: Eukaryota; Metazoa; Arthropoda; Insecta; Hymenoptera; Formicidae
Product: odorant receptor 13a-like
Exons: 7
Coding region: 301-1488 (395 amino acids)
Biological process (GO): sensory perception of smell; detection of chemical stimulus involved in sensory perception of smell
Cellular component (GO): plasma membrane
Molecular function (GO): odorant binding; olfactory receptor activity
Source: RefSeq, a predicted model, not a curated record
AAUCGAGUAUCCUCGGAUACUCACGGAGGAUAUCGAUGAUCGGCAUCCUUGUCGAAGAAGCGAAACACGGUUUUGUUAAUAUUGUGUUUCAAAAAUUAUCCGAUUGAUCGCACGGUGAUUACGUGCAGCAACUGCUCGCGGCCGCUAUCGAUUGGAUUGUUAUCCGAAAGGGGUUUACAGAGAUACUGACAGAUGGUGACGGGUUAACGCCUGUACACACGUGUACUGAGCAAGCGCGAAAUCACGGCGGUGAUAGCAGACGAGCGCUUCGGUCAAACGAUAAUUUGUGCUUCGCGAACGAUGAGUGUCAACGAAGAUUUAACCUACACGUUCGGUCUGAGUCGCACGUGUUUGCGAUUGUUGGGCGUGUGGCCUGAUCCGCUUGUACCUUCGAGCGACAUUCGUCGGCCCAAUUUGCGAUUUAUGAUUGUCACAUGCAUCUUAAGCUUCUACGUGAUCAUACCGCAAUUGACCAACAUGAUUCGCGCGUGGGGUAACGAGACUCUGGUGGUGCAACACAUCGCAUCCGCGAAUUUUAGCUUGAUGGCAAUGUGCAAAUUGAUCAUCACCUUCUAUCACGGCGGAAAACUCCGGACGCUGAUCACGUCGGUCACGGACGAUUGGAUAACUUCUUCUAACAACAUCUGGGAACGAAACACAAUGCUGAAGCUCGCGAAACGCGGCAGAAGUUUGUCCUUUCGAUGUUACGCGCUGGCGACGAACGGAUACGCGUUCUACCUGUGCAUCAACCUCCUCAAGUUCUAUCGAAGCAUGCACGAGCCGCAACGACCUAUCGUCUACCGGUUCUCUUAUCCCUACAACGUUCAGAAGAGUCCGAAUUACGAAAUUACCUUCUUCAUUCAGCUCUCAGGCGGUGCGUACACAGGUCUCAUCAAUUGCACCGUCGACAGUUUUGUAUCGGCACUCGUGCUCCACGUAUGCGCACAAUUGACAAUUCUGCGAAAGAAGCUGAACGAUCUGGUCGACGAAUCCGCAUCUUCUUCGAGAUUCAAGAAAAGUCUGGCCGCGAUUGUCACGCGCCACGAACAUCUCAUUAGGAAUGCAAAGUUAAUUGACAACUGCUACAGCGAGGUGUUGCUCGUGCACAUGCUGGCGCUAACUUUUCAACUGUGUUUUCAAACCUUUCAAAUUCACACGAUGAUAACGGAACGGUUGGACGUGUCGAUUUUCAAACUAGGUUUUCUCACGUUGUACGUCGUUCUUGUGUUAUCGAACUUGUAUAUUUAUUGCUAUUCCGCCGAAAAGCUCGUGAAAGAGAGCACUAAUAUGGCGUACGGCAUGCACGAAUGCAAGUGGUACGAUUUGCCGCCGAAAGACGCGAAAGAUUUAAUGCUCAUUGUGCAUCGAUCCGCAGAUCCAUUAAAAUUGACGGCCGGAAAAUUUGGAACAUUUUCGAUCGAGAUGUUCGGAAUGACAGUGAAAACAUCAAUGGGUUAUUUAUCGGCGUUGUUGGCAAUGAAAGAUUGA